GAGCAGUCUCUCCUGAAUCACAGCAAGGUAGCACGUUCUCCCAGAGUGGAAGUAAACACAACAGAAGUGCUGUGGUGGUGGUGGCGGUGGUGACAUGUUGGCCUCCUCUGUGUUCAUUGAGCCCCGCAGCGCCCCCCGCACCGCGCCCCGGCUGGGGAGGCUCGUGUGAGGUGCUGGGCUGACAUGUAACGUGAUGUGUGGCCCUAAUAUUCCCUGUGGCAGCUGACAGAACCCACCUCCCGCGGCCCCUGAGACAAAAUGAAGAAACUAAGGCGAGUCAUCGGUUCAGUAGCAAACUUGACCAGUGGCAGGAGUGAGGAGCAACCGUCAGCCAGCACCCCGAAGCCCAGUGCUCUGUCUGCCUCCCGUAGGAGUGUGUCGGGACCUCUACACGAAACAAGCAGUCCCCAGAGAGGCUCCUACUACAGCUAUGAAACCCAGUCUCUGGACUCCUUCAACAGUGGGCUGUCCUCCGGUACCUCCCAGGUUGACCCAUACAGCAAGGUGGACAAACACUUCACCAAGCUGCACAAGUGGGCCUAUCUGGGGGACAUCAACAAGCUGAAGAAAUUCAUCAAGAAAGUACCUGUAGAUGCCCAGGACAGUGAAGGCAAGACUGCCUUACAUCAUGCUGCUGCUCAGGGGCAUGGUGAUGCUCUGCUCUUCCUCUUGGGCAGCAAGAGUAAUGUGGAGCUGAAGGAUAAUGCUGGUAUGACUGCCUUCCUCAGGGCUGUGGAGAAGAGCCAGCAACACAUUGUUCAGAUGUUGCUCCAGAGAAGAGUUGACAUGAAUGUUACUGAUUACCAAGGCAAUAGCAGCAUUCACCUUGUGGCCAAGACAGGAGCAACUGAUCUUCUCAUCAUGCUGCUGGAGUGUGGCAGUGACUGUGACUCCCCCAACACUCUGGGCCGGACCCCUCUCCAUGUGGCCUGCACUGAGAACCAAGAGGAGGCUGUGGAGGCUCUUCUAAGGCACGGGGCAAGUGUGAAUGUGGCAGACAAGGAGGGAGUGACACCUCUCAUGGUAGCAGCCAAGCUAGGCAGUGUGCCCUUGGUGGAAGUUCUGAUAGACAAUGGUGCCAACAUUUCUCCUGUGGAUGCCAGCAAGUGGACGGCAGCUGACUAUGCUCGCUUCACCAACCACAACCAGUUACAUCACCGUCUGAAGACACUUCUGGAUAAAGAAGGGGGAGUGUCCUUGAUUCCUCAGGGUUUGCUGAGCGUUAGUGAUGAAGGAAGUGAUCAGACAGAAGGAGCAGCUGGAGGAGUGAUCAAGAAGCCCUGUGAUAAUGAGGAAGAAGAUGCUGCUGACAAUUCCUGGAGUGACACUAGUGAUGUAAAUUCUGUCAAGGAGAAACCCAAGCUCAAUCUGACAAAGUUUCUUCCAUCCUCUGAUGAAUCCACUGAAAAUGUCGUGCCUGCCAUCACAGAACCUCCUGAAGGUGCCACGGGACCUCCCAAACCUCCCCGUCUCUAUGCCAGUUCCUCAAGUCUUGCCUCGGACAAGCUUGUGAUAGGGAGGAGUGAUGAUGUGCAGGAGAAAGAAGAUAGUGUGAAGGACAAUGACUCUUGGAAAUCGUCUUCUGAAGAUGAGAAGCCAAAAGUUAAAAACCUAGGACUAUUUGUGGGAAAUCUUGAUUCUAGUAGUGAAUUAAGGAAAUCCAAAGAGGACAGGGAAAAAGAUCCUAUCAUGAAAUCAAGGGUUGGUAGGGAUGAUCUGAUGCUAGAAUUAGGUCUUAAUGACAUGAAAUAUGAGGUUUCAGAUGAAGAUAUUUCUUUUGAAGAGGAAAAACCAGAUCUGCCUUUGGAGGGAACACCCACCAAGGUUGUAAUUAGUCCCAGGAACAAGACCUCCGCAGAGCAUAAGCAGAAGUGUAGCGGUGAGUCUGAACACACACCUCCUUCAUCUAAGCCACUUGCCUCAGCAAAUUAUCACAGUAACAGUCCUGAGAAUAAAAGCAGUAUGAGGUCAGUGUCCCCACCAUUAAGCUCUGUAAGGAGUGGCAACAGUAAGUUCUCUUCCCCAGAAUCUCUAGUCAAGUCUCCAGCCAAGAAGUCUCCAAGGAAAAUUAAGCCUCACCAUCCAAAGUCCAGUAUAUUUGAUAGUGACAGUGAUGAAGAUGAGUCUGCCUCAUCUCGCCCACACAGGAGAAAGAAGCAGGAAGUGGCGUCUUUGACCAAGCAGGUGGCUGUUGAUGAAGACUCUUGGGACAGUCCCAAAUCCAAAUCGCAUGGCAGUAAAGGAUCAAGAAAGUCAUCUAAAGACAGCAAUAGUCUGGACAGCUUGCCUGGCCAUCAGAAAACAGACAAGGUGAGACCAAUCAGUGGAAAAUCACAAAAGAGUUCACAAGAAGCACAAGGCAGUGGUGUCCUACUUCCCCCAGCCAGCGGGGCCGGUGGCUCAUGCACUAGCACUUUAUCUACUGUGGUGGGGACUUUGGGUCGGGAGGGAACCAUGCAGGAGGUGGAGGAGAUGUGGGAAGCGAAUCCCAGGAGGAGGAAACCAAAGUCUUCCAGUGGCAGCAGCAGCAGUCCACAAAAUUCUGAAAGUUCACACAAAUUAGAUGACAGUACUGGAAAAUCAAAAAAGGAAGAUACAGUCAGGGCUGUGGAUGGAGCAUGUUAUAAUAUUGGUAGUGCAAAGAAAGAAGCACACAUUGAGGCAGAAGGAGAUGGACAUGGUGAUAAUGAUGCAGGUGACAGUGCCAAGGUGGAUGUGGACAACGGAGACACUGCCCAGGACGUGAGUGAUGAUGACUUUGGGUCCAGUGGAGUGGAGGACCUGCUGGCCUCCAAGGUGAAGGCCACCAGCCCUACAGUACAGCCCAUCAAUGCAGUCAGAGCUCUGCUUCUACCAAAGCAAAAUGUGUCUAAAGAAGAGCAAAGUUCACAGGAAAAACAGCAGCAGUCUUUCUUAUCACAGAACAAGUCACUGGCCUCCAGGAAACAGAAGAGUCUCUCACCCUCACCAAGAGAAGAAGACAAAAAACAAAGUACCAGAGAUGCUCAGGCUCUUGGAGGAAAAAUUCCAUCUGUGGUGUUUGAUGGUGACAAAACAAGUAAGAGUAAAAAGGAAUCCACAUCACCCUUACCCCUGUCUUCCUUGGAUGUGGUAGUUGUGAAGGCACCACACAAGGACAGCCUGAGGAGUGGCCUGGGUGGUGUGGUACUCAGUGAUGAGGAAUCUGUUGCCUUGGAGCACCUGGCCUCACCUCACAGCCUGGAGGAGGGAGAGGAUAGGAUGUCAGUCACCUCAACUGAGACAGAGGAGAGUGCCCACAUCAAUGCUGGGCUGAAGGACUCCCUGCUGGCCCCACUCUCAACGCUACCUGACAUAUCCAAUGUGGGCCAGCUGCAGGACCUGGUGAGAGAGCUGCGUCUCAAGUUGGAAAAGGAGUUUGGCCGCAGGAAGGACUUGGAGGCUCGAGUCUCAUCCUUAAAACAGCAGGAGAAACAGUCAAGACUUCUCAGUUCACAACAGGAGCAGAGUUCCCAUCAGAUGCAGCAGGAGAUAUCUAGCCUGAUGGCACGAGUCAAGCAGCUGGAGUACCAGGGACGCACAGAGCAGGACUCCUCACUGCUCAAGGACCACACCCUACAGGACGCCCAGCAGAGGUGCUGUGAGUUGGAGGAGCAGUGUGGGGCUCUCCAGAUGCACGCCCAGCAGCAGGAGCAGAUGGUGAACUCUCUCAUGGUUCAGUUGCAAACAAAGGAAAGAAUCAACCUCACCUUACAAGAUAAAUUAGAAGAGCUUUCCUCUCAGACCAAGUAUGUUUCAAUGAAAAGUUGCCAGACAGAGGAUUUCUUGAUGGCCAUCGCACCACGUGAGUCAGCACAAGCCCAGACUGACUGGGUGUGCCUGAGUGGUGGAAAGGACAGGCAGACACAAGCCACACCAUCAGUGUGUGAAUCCUUUUCCCAAACAGAAGCAGCAGAUUCAGAAAUGAAAUUGAGCCAUUUAGGCUCUAGUCAUGAACUAAAAGUUUAUUGUAAUGUUGAAACUAGAACUCAGGCCAUACAAACUGAGCCUGAAAAUAUGAACAGGACUGAAUGCAAAGAUGUUUCUUUGAGAGACAGAGGAACCCAGUGUGAGAGGGUCAUUAUGGUGCAUGCCAGUUGUCAAAACACCCCACAGAGAGCCUUUAAAUCCUCUCAGACACAAUUCAUGGGAAAGUCUGCUUUUAGCCAGACAGAUGAGGUUGGCCAGGAUGGCUUUGGUGUGCAGAAGAGUACUGUAAGUGACUCAUCAUGCCAGACAGUUAUCUUCAAUAAGCAGACUGGAAUUCAAACAGAAGCAGUGAGUUUGGCAACUCCUGCAAAUACCACAAAUGCUGUGUCAGAAACUAAUUCACAGGUUCAUGUGCUUACUUCAUCACUGGAGAAUGCUCUACAAGAUAUCUCACAUGAUAUAAAAUCUGUUUUGAGGUCCUCUGAAGAUGGUCAUGUGUCUGCAGUGGAGGAGAUCAACAAAGCUCUCACCAGUCAGAUGGGGAUGCUGGCCAGCACCCUCAACACCACACUGCAGCACACCACAGAGUCGCAUAAUCAUGAGAAGCUGGUGGAGGUUCAGGAGGGAAUCUCUCAACUGCAGGACACAUUGCAGACACAGAUGGAAGUUGUGAAGGAACUGUCAAAUGAACCUUCCCAAGCAGAUCUGCAAAACCUUCACCAAACAGUUGAGAAGAUAAACCUAGAUAUGAAAUCCACCUUAGAUAAUCUUGACAGCAGAAUCACUGAAGCAUUACAGAAUCAAGCAUCAAGUCAUCUUGAACAGAAAGCUCUCAUUGCUUCACUUGUCGAGCAGAAACAUGAAAACAACAAAAUUCUAACAAAUCUCUCUGGUCAGCUUGACAAAAGAAAUGAUGAUGAUACAGAAAGAUUUCAUGAUCUCAAGCAGCACAUUGCUGCCCAACUUUCAGAAAUCAAGAAAGUCAUUGAGUUAUCCAGUGUGUCAGAUGACAGUGGUGUUUCUGGAAACUUGACCAGAGGUGUAGUUGAGAAGCUGGACUCCAUAGAAAAGUCCCUCAUUAUUCCUGGUGGAAAAGGUUGUGUCUCAGAGGAACUGUCAGGAGUGCAGUAUGGCAUGCAGCAGCUAUCUCGUGACCUACACAAUAACAUGAAAGCACUUGAGGAACUGAUCAAAGCUGUAAGCACUGACUCCAGACAUAACCAAUCUGCUUUAAUGGAGCAGACCAAGACAAUCACUGACAGUAAUGACCAGCUCACAACACUUGUAAAGCUUAGGUUGUCUGAAGCAAAUUCAGAUCUGAGUGAGGCAAUAGAAGAAAAUUUCCGCAUAGUUCAGGACCACCUGCUUCACCUCCAGCAGACAGUGGUGCAGAGGAUCAAUGAAGUAGCAGAACACAUAAGCAUCAGUGAGGACAAGAAAGCUUCCAAUCUAACAAGACAGAUGAUGGAGAUAGUGAGCCAAGUGUCUGGUGUUCACAGUGGCCUUGCACAGUUGCAGGCCAGUGUGGAGAAGGCACGCAGCUCACCCACACCGGGCAGCCUAGUGGACGAAGCUUUUGUCUCCUCCUUCAAAACCUACCAUCAGCAAGCCUCAGAAAGCUUCAAGUAUCAGACUGACAGCAUCAUUCAGCAGCUGGAGAAAUUACAGAAGGAAAUUCAUAGUGGUGUGAUACAAGGACAGAAUGCAAAGGACCAAUCAGAAGUGAAGCUCUUGAGGGAAGCUGUCAAGGAAAAAGAGAGCGAGUUGUCUACCAGACAGGCUGCUUGGGAGCAGCUGCAGGAGAAGAUGAACCUACAGAAAAUUUCUCUGGCAUCCCUCCAAAGUAAGGAGGAAGAGUGGAAGGUGAAGAUGGAGACUCUUCAAGAUAAGAUGCGUGACUUGACCUCAAGUCUAAAAGAGAAGGAACAAGAAGUGCGGCAGGAGGCAGCCAAGAGUGCAGCCCAGAGUGAGGACACGGUCAAGCUACGCCAGGAGAACUUCCGCCUCUCCUCUGAGCACGCCAAGAUGUCAGCGGCACUGCAGGCUGAGCAGCACCAGCGGCAGUGGUGUGAGGGAGAGCUGCAGGAGCUGAAGAAAGCUAAGGACAUGACAGAGAAGAGGAUGCAGGAAGUAAUGUCUUAUGUCCAGCAGUCAUCUCUGCAGCGCACUCCCCCAACAGGACGGGACACUGAUGAGGAUGACACCCUGGCAAGCUGGAAGCAGGAAUUGAAGAAACUUGAAGUGGAAAAGAAAAAACUUGAAGAGAGGUGUGCUGAGCAGGAAAGUCGGGCACACCAGCUAGAGUUGCAGUUGAGGGAAGCAGAGGUGGGUCUAGAGCUAGAGAAAAAUUCCAAAGUUGAUCUGGAAAAACAAUUAAAGAAAGCAAAAGAGUUAGUGACAAAACUGCAGAGGGACCUGAGUGACGUGAGGCAGCAGCAGGAGGCUGUGCGGGACAUUGAGACUCAACAGACAGAGCUGGAGCUGGAGAUCAAGUCAAGGGAAGCUGCCAUGGAAACCUUAAGAAAAAAACUUGAAGCUGUAAACAAAGAGAAACUUGAACUCAAAAACACCAUCAUGGAACUGAAGGAGGAGAAGCUUUCAUUUGAACUGGUCAAGCAGGAGAAGGAAUUUACUGAACAGAUGCAGAGAAAAACAGAAGAGCAACUGCAUGAUCUACAGAAGAGGAUAUCAAGAGAUUAUGUAUCAAAGGCAAGUUUACAAGUUAUGCAGAAGGAACUAGAAAACAAGUAUCAGUUGGAAUUGAGCUCCAAACUUGCUGAAUUGAACCACAUCAUCCAGGAGCAAAACAAGCAGCAAGAAUCGUUGACCAAAAGCAAACACUCUCGGGAGCAAGAACUGAAGAAUGAACUCAGCAGGAAGUCGGAGGAGGUGAUCCGAUUGAAUGCCAAGCUGAGUGUGCUGGAUGAGCGAGGCGACACCUGGCGGGUGCGGCAUGACCGGCUGCUGGCUCUUUACCAGCAGCAGGCAGACCUCAACCAUAGCCUCACCACCACAAGGAAACACCAUGACGAUCAACUCUCCAUCAGUUUACAGGAAAUAGACAAACACUUGAAGACUCCACUGGCAACAUCCUCAUUCAUUGGGCAGCUCACUCCUCCUGUGUCUAUGCAGCUUCCUCCCCCACCAGCCAACAUUGAUAGCUACCACUAUACUCAUGCAGAUGUCCUGGACCGCACCCUGCAGUCCUACCUCAACUCCUCCACCACAUCCAGGCACAGCAUCACUGAUGAUAAGCCACAAGCCAAGAUAUCACCACUGCAGCCAUCCCCACAGCACAGCCAACACCACAGUAGAGUGCCGGAUCUUGAACAGUCCAGAGAUGAAUAUGUGGACCUCCUCAAGAUGAAGUAUGGGAUUUAAGCUCCACUCAGUUCCCCAAGCACCAGCGGCCUUAUAUUCUUGGUAAUGAUGUUUGUGUGAGAGAGCAAGUGUAUGUGUGUGUGUGUUGUGUGUUCAUUGGUUGUGUCAGGGAUGAAAAAGUUGAUGCAGUGUUAAUGUGUAGCAUCUUCAGGUUUUGGUGAAGUUAUUGAGCAGAAAGCAAGUUUCAUAAUUUUAGAAAAUGGAAUUGCAAGUUGUCAAGUAUAACAUUUCUCAGUUUCUCUGCAAAGCAUCAAAUAUUAACAAACCUGCAUAGUGUUUGGUGGUUGACAGAAUGGUCUGCAUUGGCUGUCUUAAACUCAGUCAUGGUGAACUGACACAAGGAUAAGAACAAGUGUGAAGGCCUGAAUGUUUGCUGUAUCUCCUGAAAUGUUGGACCAAUAGAUGCAUGUUGUAUAAGUGUAAUGCUGUAGUGAAUAAGUAGGGACCAAUUCUGUAGUUGUACAUGGUUUGUAUAGUAUGCUGAGUUUUACUGAACAUAUUUAUACUAAAAUGUGAGAGUGUAUUAGUAUGUGAAGUGCCUCGUCACAGUAAAGAUGUCUGCGUAUUAUGCAGAGUUCAGAGGCCAUUGUAUGUUUUUAUUAUUAUUGUUAUUAUUAUUAUUAUUAUUAUUAUUAUUAUUAUUAUUAUUAUUAUUAUUAUUAUUAUUAUUAUUAUUAUUAUUAUUAUGCAUAAGAGUAUCAUCAUCAUCACUAUCAUCAUCAUUAUCCCUCAUCACAUACAAAUCAAGGUGAAGGGUCCAUAUUGAGCAUUAUUCAUUGCCACUGUUAGUGUCAUUUCUCUCACUAAUGUACCAAAAAUGUUAUAGCAGGUCAUGAAGCACCCGUUGUCUGUGUCUGGCAUGGCUGACUUGUUCAGCUUGUGCAUUUUCUGUAAUUUUAAGAUUAUCCUUGCUUGCCACAUUUAAAAAAAACUUGCCAUUUAUUUUUAAAACCUGAUUAUAUUGUAGAAGUAAUAAAGUAGCAUGUGUUUUGUAGAGUAGAAGUGACAGGUUAACAAUACUACAGGUAAAUAAGUGCUAUAUCCUUGCCUUAGUGUAGUAUUCUCUAGGGAAUUUGUGCCUUAAUGUUAAGACUGUCCUUGACAUGAGCAGCUUUGAUCCACAGUGUGUAUAUUUCAGCACCACUCACACAACCACCAUUCACCUACAAUCUUCCUCUGCCACCUAAAAAAUCUCUUCAACUGUGAUAUUAUUGAAUUAGAUACUUAUGAUCUGAUGUUAGUUUAUUUUUAUGUUAAGGGGAGACUUGAUGACUUACAAAUAAGUAAUGAUGAAAAAAGAACUUGAAGGACAUCUUUUAGUUACUGCAGUGUGUAGUUGGUCAGUACCAGUGAAUCUCACCUUGUUACAUGUGAUAUAUAACAUGAAAAGUUGUGUUAAUAUUUCCAUUGUUCUGAAUACAAGUAAUGCAUUUGUCCAAUGUUCCACUGUAAAUGAGUUCUGGUUAUCAUAAGCCAGUGCCAAGAGGGUGGAUGAUGCCUCCCUGCUGCACCUGCAGGGGAAGGAUACCACAACAGUGCCAUGUUUUGGCUUCAUAAUGUGUUCUUUCUCAGUGCCAUAAACACAUCAAGGGAAAGUUUAAUUAUAAAAGGAAAGUGAUUCCCAAAAUGUGCUAUAGGAUAUAAACAGUGUUAGAUGGCGUGCAUAAUUUCAGCUUGCUGAAUUUAUGUCUGAUGAGUGUCCUUGUCACUGGAAGUAUUCAAGAUGGUCAUCAUGUCUGCUGCAGCACAGCUGACACAACCAGUUUGAAUGCCACCUUGACAGGCACUUCAUGGAAUUGAACUCAGCAUCCUUUCAUUGAUGAAAAUUAGUCAUAAAACAUCUGAUGUUUCCUAAGACACACUUUGUGAUGUUGCCAAACCAAAUUAUCUCGGGUGUAGGCUUAAGAAAUAAAAACGCUACUGGAAAUAGAAUACAAUGGAACCUCGGUUUUUUAACUUAAUUUGUUCCUGAAUGCCAUUCGAAAUCCGAAACGUUAGAAAGCCGAAACUAUUUUCCCCAUAGGAAUCAAUGUAAAAUAGAUUAAUUCGUUUUCAGAUACCCGUCCACCAUGUCUUAGUGACAAUGACUGAUGCUCCCAUUGCUAAGAUGGCUGCUCCACAGCAUCUCCAGUUUAGAAAUUUUCAAUCCAGAAAGGAUGCAAUGAAUGAACUUAGUAACAGAACUAAUCAAAAGAUAUUGUUUAGACCAUGCAGGCAUUCUCUUUGUCUCCAGUCAAGUGCAAGAAGUCUUAUAGAGUGACACAGAGAGGAGCAACCCACUCACUGCCAAAAUGAAGGUGAUCAAUUUGCUGCAGGGAAAAGCUACUGGAAAAAUGCAGUUGUGCAGUAGUGAUGGUGUUGUGGGUCAUAGAGCCACAGGAGGCUUGGGAUUACUCCUGAGCCGUGAACCUUGUUUGUUUACAUUGAGGUUCUUCAAUAGGAUCACAUUUAACUUAUUUCAAAGAUUGAAUUACUGUCUUACCCUCCGUGUUUCUCCUCCAAAUAUAUAAAAACAAAGGAAAUAUUUGUAGAAACUAUGAAUUAGUAAUAAAUGGCAGCUUUUGCUAUAUGUUGUAGUAUUUGAAAUCAAGUAACUUCAUUCAAAAACUGAAUUAUGAUACAGCAACUGAAGCAAUUAUGAGUUAAAAUUUUUGUUUGAAAACCGAGUUGUUCAAAAAGGGAGACAUUUGGUAACCGAGGUUGCACUGUAUAGCAAAAUGAGAAUGAUUUUGUUUAGUAUUUUAGUUUGAAAAACCGAGUCUCCUCUUAAAUGUGCUGUACACAAACAAAAAUGUGCCUGUUUGUUGAAAUUUUAAGCCAGUCCAUGUUAGAGACUUCAUGGUGUACAACUCCAUUCUGUGAUAUGCUAUAGUAAGUACUGGUAGUAUUUCCUCUUACUCUAAGGUGUUCUUAUUUUGUCUAUGCAUUUGGUCAUAACACAAGGGACCAAGCAACAUGUCAUCCACUUUGUAGGAAGGCAUGUUAGGUGCUGUUUUUUUUAAUAAGUUACCUAAUUAUAUUCACAAGCCUCCAUUUGUACAUUAAAGAAAACACAUUUAA
Messenger RNA from Scylla paramamosain (green mud crab), 10389 nucleotides. RefSeq names its product ankyrin repeat domain-containing protein 26-like. The coding region runs from base 259 to 7329 and encodes 2356 amino acids. The transcript has 10 exons. The record is from RefSeq and is a predicted model, not a curated record. Gene Ontology annotation, molecular function: protein binding. NCBI's taxonomy places the organism in Eukaryota, Metazoa, Arthropoda, Malacostraca, Decapoda, Portunidae.